ACCUGUAUCCCAAUACAUUUGUAGUAGUCAGAGCCCCCAGUAGUCAGUAGUCGGAGAAUCCAAGUACUUUGGAUCACACAGAACCACAGAGUCGACAGAGUAUAAUGGAGGAGUACUCGCGUGAGCCGUGCCCCUAUCGCAUUGUGGAUGAUUGUGGCGGAGCCUUCGCCAUGGGCUCCAUUGGUAGUGGCCUCUUCCAGGGACUCAAGGGUUUCCGGAACGCACCCCAGGGCAUGGGGCGACGCGUCAUGGGUGGUAUGGCAGCCAUCAAGUCCCGCUCGCCCGGGAUAGCCGGCAACUUUGCCGCCUGGGGCGGAAUCUUCAGCAUUGUGGACUGCACACUGGUGCGCCUGCGCCAGAAGGAGGAUCCCUGGAACUCGAUUAUUAGCGGAGCCGUCACCGGUGGCAUUCUGGCCGGACGCAAUGGAAAGGUCUCCAUGGCCUGCAGCGCCCUCGUCGGGGGCCUGCUCCUAACAAUCAUCGAGGGCGUUGGCAUCCUCUUCACGCGCAUCUCGGCGGACCAGUUCCGCAAUCCAACGCCUCCCGCCAACCCGCAGGACGCCCAAAGCGGACUGGAUGAGUUUACUUUCGGCGCUACCAGCGCCAACAUAUCCACCUAAAUUAUCGUUUAUUUUCUUGUCAGUAAAAGUAAAGUCAACUUAA
This is a messenger RNA of Drosophila obscura, 663 nucleotides long. It is a transcript of the gene Tim17b2, whose product is annotated as mitochondrial import inner membrane translocase subunit Tim17-B. The transcript is spliced from 2 exons. Gene Ontology annotation, biological process: protein import into mitochondrial matrix. The record is from RefSeq and is a predicted model, not a curated record. Gene Ontology annotation, cellular component: mitochondrial inner membrane; TIM23 mitochondrial import inner membrane translocase complex. Gene Ontology annotation, molecular function: transmembrane protein transporter activity. Lineage: Eukaryota; Metazoa; Arthropoda; Insecta; Diptera; Drosophilidae. The coding region runs from base 105 to 620 and encodes 171 amino acids.